UUGAAGGCGCUAAGAGCGGAAGUGAGGUCACGUUGUUGGAGUGGAGCGAAGGUUUUGAAAAGAAGAAACUGCGCAUGCGCUGAUUUUUUGUUGUCAUAGCAACCGGAGUAGUGGAUCAACAUGGCGGCUAAAGGAACAACAGUAAAAGAUGCACUGGCCAAAUGGGAGGAGAAGACCGGGGAGAAGUGCGCCGAGGCCACGGUGGUCAAGUUGUACAAUCAGAUCCCCCCCAUCGAGAAGCUGGACAACACUCUCAACAAAAUACCCAAAUGCGAAAAGCUGUGUUUGUCCACAAACUGCAUCGACAAAAUAACCAACCUGGGAGAACUGAAAAACCUGAGAGUUUUGUCAUUAGGGAGAAAUAACAUCAAGGCCUUCACUGGCCUGGACGCAGUUGGGGGCACGUUAGAAGAGUUGUGGAUCUCCUACAACCUCAUCGAGAAGAUGAAGGGAGUUCACCUGAUGAAGAAACUUCGCGUUCUCUACAUGUCCAACAACCUGGUGAAAGAUUGGGGAGAGUUUUCCAAGCUGGCCGACCUACCAUGUCUCGUAGACCUGUUGUUUGUGGGGAACCCUCUGGAAGACAAGAACACCGCUGAAGGGAUAUGGGUCGACGAAGCUACCAAAAGAUUACCCGGUCUGAAAAAACUGGAUGGCACCCCGGUCAUCAAACAAGUCGGGGAUGAAGACGAAGACGGCUGAGGGGCUUUAAGACUGUAAUGCAGCAGAACUACCGACCUUUAAAUCCACGCAAGAUUAAAUACUGUAAUCCACUUAGUAUCGGACUGAUACCAACGCCUGCUGCUGUUUGUGAGACUCGAACCACCUUCCAGAAUGAUAUUUUUUUUAAAGCGUAGCUAUCAAUGCAAAGAAAAAAUGUUGAUUUGA
This is a messenger RNA of Nerophis lumbriciformis (worm pipefish), 888 nucleotides long. RefSeq names its product dynein, axonemal, light chain 1 (gene dnal1). Gene Ontology annotation, biological process: outer dynein arm assembly. Gene Ontology annotation, molecular function: alpha-tubulin binding; dynein heavy chain binding. Gene Ontology annotation, cellular component: cytoplasm. Lineage: Eukaryota; Metazoa; Chordata; Actinopteri; Syngnathiformes; Syngnathidae. The record is from RefSeq and is a predicted model, not a curated record.